ACGCACUACGCGGAAGGUUCUCUGAUGCCAGUCCUUGUUAUUGGUUUGAUCUUCAGUUUUGUACCUCAGAAUUCUCCGUGGUUCCUUCGUCCCUUCAUGCGCUUCAUGUUCGGGCAAUUGGAAAAGCGAAUAGUCGAGCCCGAAUUUGCGAAACAUCUUGAGCUGCAACACUUGAGUAAAGUCAAAUGUAUAGCCGGAGGCAUUGGGCCUACCUCCGCGGAUUUCAUAAAAAUCUUUCCCCUGGAGGGUCUAGUUCAUAUCAAAACAGCAGGGAAGAGUAAGUCAGAGUACGUUCAGAAAGUACAGGCCCGCCCGGCGUACAAGCGAGCUCUUGAGAGGGGCGGGGAUUAUGUAUACGCAUGAUUUUUUAUCACUGCGCAUGGGUCCCGAAUGAAAUUCAUGGACCGGAGAUUAUCCUUGGAACGUUUGAACUACCAUUUUCGUUAUGCCGCUCUAGGAAUGUGGGCCUCGAUCAUAUUGGUCACUUCGGCUUCCAAAAGAUACAAAAUGAACUCGGUUUGGUCCCAAGCCAACUCGAUAAGUGAUGAACGGUCCCUGCAGACUCUGUGUCCGGAUCGAGUCCGGCAAUCAUUACAUUACAUUUGUUAGAAUCCAUCUCCUCUGGCAGCUACACACACACUAACGACCCCCCCCAAUGGGUGUGUACCUCUCUGUAACCUAAUCCACGGCUCUGCAUCCUUCGUAGGCCGCCUUAAUAGUUACUGUGUUUCGGGGACUUCACGUCCAAAUCCACACUGUGCAUCAUACGGGGUCUUGAAAAUAGUAGUAUU
This is a messenger RNA of Guyanagaster necrorhizus, 791 nucleotides long. RefSeq lists its product as uncharacterized. The transcript has 4 exons. The record is from RefSeq and is a predicted model, not a curated record. Bases 25 to 363 code for a protein of 112 amino acids. NCBI's taxonomy places the organism in Eukaryota, Fungi, Basidiomycota, Agaricomycetes, Agaricales, Physalacriaceae.